This is a messenger RNA of Musa acuminata AAA Group (dessert banana), 782 nucleotides long. RefSeq lists its product as uncharacterized. Gene Ontology annotation, cellular component: cytoplasm. The record is from RefSeq and is a predicted model, not a curated record. Bases 72 to 644 code for a protein of 190 amino acids. Gene Ontology annotation, molecular function: protein-disulfide reductase activity. The transcript has 2 exons. Lineage: Eukaryota; Viridiplantae; Streptophyta; Magnoliopsida; Zingiberales; Musaceae.
CGCCCUCCCCCCAAAUCAAUCGCUCUCUGAAACCCUACCCUGUCCCAUUUCGCUCUCAUCCUCCUGCUCGCAUGGCUGCCACCGUGGUCGAAUCGAUGGCGAUUUCCCGCCUGGCCCCGUCAGCCUCAGCGCCGAGGGCGGCAGCCGUGUCCCAGGCUUCCUCUCCCCGCGGUCGUUGCGACACGAGGCUUCUCCCUGGCUUCAAUGGCCUGAGGAUGUCCUCGCGUGUUCGCCCGAUUUCGCCCGCGAAGCGGCUGGCCGGCAGCUUGAUGGCGGUCCGCCGCGGCGCCGUGGUUUGUGAGGCCUCGGAGGCGACCAUCCAGCUUCCUGAAGUAUCUAAGAUGACUUGGCAGUCUCUUGUAGUGGGGUCUGAGAUGCCGGUGCUUGUAGAUUUUUGGGCUCCAUGGUGUGGUCCUUGUCGUAUGAUUGAGCCAACCAUUGUCAAGCUAGCGAAGGCUUACGAAGGAAAGCUCAAGUGUUACAAGCUCAACACAGACAUCAACCCCGACAUAGCUACACAGUAUGGUAUUCGAAGCAUCCCCACUGUGAUGAUAUUCAGAAAUGGUGAAAAGAAAGAUGCUGUGAUUGGGGCUGUGCCAGAGGGUACCCUUGUUUUGACAAUCGAGAAGUUUGUAGUGAGAUAGACACAUUUGUGUUCUGGGUACUGGACUCUUGGAUUUCAAAAGGCUAUCAUCUAUGUGAGUCUGGGCAAUUUUCUCCUUGUAAUAAUACUGUACAUGGUGAACGAUUUGCUCUAGUUGGAUAUCCUUCAAUCUGCUACA